This is a messenger RNA of Elgaria multicarinata webbii, 2963 nucleotides long. It is a transcript of the gene AASDHPPT, whose product is annotated as aminoadipate-semialdehyde dehydrogenase-phosphopantetheinyl transferase. The transcript is spliced from 7 exons. Gene Ontology annotation, molecular function: holo-[acyl-carrier-protein] synthase activity; magnesium ion binding. The record is from RefSeq and is a predicted model, not a curated record. NCBI's taxonomy places the organism in Eukaryota, Metazoa, Chordata, Lepidosauria, Squamata, Anguidae. Gene Ontology annotation, cellular component: cytosol. The coding region runs from base 249 to 1178 and encodes 309 amino acids.
GUCCUGCUACCUUGCCUUUCAGGGAAAGCACCUGGUUCGAAUGCGAACUAAAGAAUAUAUAGGACCUCAAACCAGUGCAUGUGGCUUUAACCCGUUUCAUGUUCGCAAUGGCCCUGUGAGGGAGGAGGCGAAACAGAAAGAUAGUGAGCCAUCCUGCGUCACCGUAACUGGGAUUUGGACCUGAAGCCCAGCAGUCCCAGAGUUUCGUCAACCUCCAAAGCGUGCCUGUGAAUACCACUUCUGUGUAUAUGUUCUCACGCCCUGUGACUUCCUUGGAGCGUCUUGCUAUGGAGGCUGUACGCUGGGCAUUUUCCUGUAGUGCCUGGGUCCCUUGUCGUGAGGAUUGGUUGCUGGCCAUGCGCCUUGUACAGCCUGAAGAGAAAGAGCGCAUUGAGCAGUUUGUCUUCGGGCGUGACGCCAAGGCUGCUAUGUCUGGUCGUCUGCUGAUAAGGAAAUUAAUUGCAGAAAAACUGAAAAUUCCUUGGAAUGAAAUCCAGUUACAACGGACUUCAAAAGGCAAACCUUUUCUCGCAAAUGAGUUAAGCAGCUCCCAUUCCAGUUUCAGCUUUAAUGUUUCUCAUCAGGGGAAUUAUGCCGUUCUUGCCGCCGAGCCUGACUGUCAAGUUGGCAUUGAUGUUAUGAAGACUAGUUUGCCAGGAAGCGGUUCAAUUCCUGACUUCUUUCGUAUUAUGAAAAGGCAGUUUACGGAGCAAGAAUGGAGAAUAAUCAGGUCCAUGAAUAACGAAUGGCUUCAGUUGGAUAUGUUUCACAGGCACUGGGCAUUAAAAGAGAGCUUCAUAAAAGCUAUUGGCGUUGGAAUAGGUUUCGACCUUCAAAGGAUUGAGUUUAAUGUCUCCCCAGUGCAGCUGGAAGUGGGGAAAACAUAUAAUGAGACAAUUCUGCUCUUGGAUGGUGAAGAAGAAAAGGAGUGGACUUUUGAGGAAACCCGUUUAGAUGACUCCCACCAUGUUGCAGUCGCUCUGGGACAGCCAGGAGAGUUUGGGCAGAAGCAUGCUGGGGCACUCUCCACCAGAGUAAUCAGGACUCCUUUUACAGUGCUGACUUUUGAUGAUUUAGUUGCCUCUGCCGUUCCUCUUGCACCCGAAGACCCUGCCUGCUGGGAUAACUUUUGUUCUAGGCAGGAAUCGCCAGCACGGCAGAGUUCUAGUCCAAGAUAAAAGAGGCUGUGUUUACAAGUGAAGGAGCUGGAAGCACUCAAAGGCCACGUGCUGCUCCUCUACCAGCCGUUAGUGUGUGUGUGUGGGGGGGGUGCAUGUAUGGAGGUGCGUGUUUGGAAAAAUAGCUAAAAUCAACUUUGUGUGUAGCAUUUUGAUUGUUCUGUAUGGACUUAUGGACUUUUAAAACACUUUCUCCCCUGAAACUGGAAUCAGAAGAGGAAAGCAGUCAGUUUUUCUGCAUUUGGACUAUGUUCGUACAGUUAUCAGGCCUUUGAGUCCCUUCUUUAUAGAUUCUGUUCAGCUGACACGCUAAGCCAUGGUGGUUAAUCAUUUUGAGCUAAACAUUGUGGCUUAGCAUGUUGUGUGAACUGUGACUUAGUGUGUCGUGUGAACCAUUGGUAACAUGGUGGCUACAUAACUAUGGUUUAAACAGGCUCACUAACCAUUUGCUGCAGAAUGGUUUGGUGCAUUUCCUGACACCUCGGAGAGCCACUGCCAAUGAAGAGUAGUCAGUUUUGGACUGGAUGAACAAAUAGGUCUGACCUGGUACAAGGCAGUAUCUUCCUAUAUACUUCAGCACCUUGGACAGAUCCCAGAGAUUUAUAUCAGCCUUCUCAAACCUGGUGCCAUGCAAAUGAUUUGGACUGCAACUCCCACAGCCCCAGCCAGCACUACCAAUGGUCAAGAAAGCUGGAAGUUAAGAACAUAAGAAAUGCCAUGCUGGAUCAAACUGAGGGUCCAUCUAGUCCAGCACUCUGUUUAUACAGUGGCCAAACAGCUGUUGACCAGGGACCAACAAAGCAGGACAUGGUGCAACAGCACCCUCCCACCCAUGUUUCCCAGCAACUGGUGUAUAUAGGCUUGCUGUCUCUGAUACUGGAGGUAGCACAUAGCCACCAGGGCUAGUAGCCAUUGAUAGCCUCCAGGAAUUUGUCCAACCCCUUUUAAAGCCACCCAAAUUGGUAGCCAUCACUACAUCUUUAGGACAUUGUAUCUUCUGACAACUUGUCACACUGUUGACUCUGUACUGGGCCAGACUCACUUUGCAAACUCCCCUAUCCCCUGAACAUUUUUAAAGGAUGGGUCCAAGCAGAAGUAAAAGCCCACCAUUUCUGGGGAACAGCAAACUUCAAGGGAGAUUCCAUGAAAGCCCCUCUCUUGCUAUCACCAUCUGAGAGCAACUCUUCUUUGGUGUCCAUUCAACAUUACACCCUUCUGCAGUGUGCCGGCGGAGAUAUCAUGGGCUUUGCCAUCAGCACGCUUUGUUAUUUCCAGCUCCUGAGCAGCAAGCAAGGCACCCAGGGUCAACACCUCUAGCCCAGCAUUAUGGGGCUAUUUGUGGUCAUCCUUAUGAAAAGCCUGGGGGGGGAGCUAUUCAGUGAUGUUUUUAAUAAGUUGGCUGCAAGGCUGAUGCUGUCUAUGUAUUUAUUGCUUGGUCACUUCUCAAAAUAGUCUCUGUACAGGGUUUGUUUUAUGGUUGACUCUAUGAUUAGCAGCCUCUUGGAUCAACAGUGUACAGAGCAGGUGGUACAGGGACCAGAGCAUUUGAUGCACGUGGGUUUAUUGCGCUUUGAUUUCAGCAAUAAAGCACACUUUUUGCACACAUAAAUCUCAGGAUCCAUCAGCCCUUGAGUUAAUAUUUGUUGUGUAACCAGGCUGGGAAAGACCUCUGCCUGGGAUUUUGGAAUCUGCUAAUUGGAGUAGACCAGUCCUGGGGAGACAGUAGAUCAGGCUCUAUGGUUAGACCUCUGGGUGAUGUACAGUAGAUUGUCAAGGUUUUCUGAC